AAUAGGAAUGACUUCUAUUUUAGCCCUUGGCAACGCAUAUGCUGGUGAGCAGUGUGGGUGCAAUAUUUGAAUAACAUAGAUCCCUACAUUUAUUUUGCAACGCUCGCGCACGCAAUACGAGCGGUGUAGUCAGGGUAUAAGGGAGACCAGGAGACGGUGAGACCAGGGGACAGAGGUGUGUAAGGGAGACCAGGCAACGGGAGAGAUGGUGAAGACCAGGGGAGAGACGGUUCAUGAGUGAGGUUCUAGCAGUCUGUGAAACCAGUCUACAGGGAAGAGGUGAAUCGUUGUGGAGUCCAUCAGGAGGGGACAGAGUGGUGUGGCCUACUCUGGUGGUAUCAGACAGACGGUACUUUGUAGCUCCGUUAGUAGAGUUUGGUGCUUGCAACAAUAGUGGGUUCGAUCCCCGGUAGCACCCGUAUAUAAAACGUCUCUUCGGAUAAAAGCGUUUGCUAAAUGGCAUUUGUUCUUCUAUCACAGACAGACAGCACCAUCUAAUCAUGUUCUGUUUCUCUGUAGCUUUGUAUUCUUAGCAGAAAAGCCUGCUGGGACACGUUAGGCAAAUCACUUUUUUCAGCUCACGUGUGUGUGUGUGUGUGUGCGUGUGCGUGUGCGUGUGUGCGCGUUUAUUCCCCCUGCCCUGGGUUACUCAUCCCUCUCUCCCUGAGGAGAAUGGUCCUUCCUUUUAUCUAAUUCUACAAACUCUAGAAUUAUAUUAAGAAUCCAGAACUUAAUCUAAAAACUCGAUCUAGAGGCUAUAUCGAGACUCUAUAAUCCAUAUAUCUAGACUCUCUAACCCAUAUAUAUAGACUCUAUAACCUGUAUAUCUAGCCUGUCUAACCGGUCUGUGAAUGGACACCCUGGUUCAGCUCCAGAACAGCCCGUUCCUCAUGGGUCUCUGUCGGAACGGAGCUCCAGUAGACCUGCAGUAUGACAAUUCUUCAGAACUGUUCCGUAUCUCCACCUUCGCCCGGUUUCCGUCAUUGGGGGUAACGGAGCGCAGUUUGGCGAGGGCAGGGUGGUUCUAUACUGGCGUUGGAGACCGGGUGCAGUGUUUCAGGUGGGUGAUGGUUCUAUACUGGUGUUGGAGACAGGGUGCAGUGUUUCAGGUGGGUGAUGGUUCUAUACUGGUGUUGGAGACAGGGUGCAGUGUUUCAGGUGGGUGGUGGUUCUAUACUGGUGUUGGAGACAGGGUGCAGUGUUUCAGGUGGGUGGUGGUUCUAUACUGGUGUUGGAGACAGGGUGCAGUGUUUCAGGUGGGUGACGGUUCUAUACUGGUGUUGGAGACAGGGUGCAGUGUUUCAGGUGGGUGUUGGUUCUAUACUGGCGUUGGAGACCGGGUGCAGUGUUUCAGGUGUAACGUGACGGCGGAGGGCUGGCAGACAGGGGACUGUCCAACAGAGAGACACAGACAGCUGUCCUCCUCCUGCUCCUUCAUCCAGACCCUCCCCUCCACAGCCAACCUCCUCUCCUCCUCACACUCGGCCUUCUCUCCUCUACGCAGCGCCCCUGUCAUCCCGGUGGCAGGCCCUGGCCCAGCCCCCCUCCCUGUCUCCGCUCCUAACCCUGCCCCCAACCCAGUGCCGGGGGAGGAGCCUGUUGGAUAUUUGAAUAUGGGGUUCUCUGCCCCGCCCCCCUCCAGCCCGCUGAGCUCCAGAGGAGUAGAGGACAUGUCCCACCAGAGACCCCCUACCUGUCACAACCCCAGUAUGAGGAGAGAGCAAGACCGUCUGGACUCCUUCCACUCCUGGAUCCUGUCCAUCAUUACCCCCUCUGAGCUGGCUAAGGCUGGCUUCUAUUACCUGGGACAGGGAGACCGCGUGGCCUGCUUCACCUGUGGAGGACAGCUCAGUAACUGGGAGCCAGGGGACCGGGCCGUAUCAGAGCACCAGAGACAUUACCCCAACUGUCACUUCGUCAGAGGAGACCGGGCCGACAACGUCUCCCUGGCCGGGGUGGUGGGGGGGGUAGCAGGCACCUCUCAGCCCCCCGGGGCAGAAGCCCCCGCCCCCCCGGGCCCCGGCCCCCCAGGUCUCAGUAACGUGUCUAACCCAGCCAUGCAGCAGCGUGAGGAGAGGUUGCUGACCUUCGUCCACUGGCCCUUACGUAUCCCCGUGCGCCCUGACCAGCUGGCCAAAGCAGGGUUCUACUACGUCGGGCGUAAUGAUGACGUGAAGUGUUUCUGCUGUGACGGGGGUCUGAGAUGCUGGGAGUCAGGUGACGACCCCUGGGUGGAGCACGCCAAAUGGUUCCCUAGGUGUGUGUACCUGCUCCAGGAGAAAGGUCAGGAGUUUGUCCAUCAGAUCCAGGCUCGCUUCCCUCGCCUCUUUGAACAGCUCCUAACCAAUGGGGACAGCAGCUCCAGAGAGUUUGUGGACCCCCCGGGUGAGGAGCGCUCGGAGGAUGCCGUGAUGAUGAAUACUGCGGUGGUUGUGUCGUCACUAGAGAUGGGGUUUGAGCGUGGCCUGGUGAAGCAGACAGUCCAGAGUAAGAUUCUGACCAGCGGAGAGAACUACAAGACAGUCCAGGAACUGGUCUCAGACCUGCUGAGUGCAGAAGAUCAGAAGAGAGAGGAGGAGCGAGAGAUGCUGGCCGAGGAGAUGGCUUCUGACGGUCAUUCAUUCUUAAAGAGACACCAGGCAGCGUUGGUCCAGCGCCUGAAGAGUGUUGAGUCUGUCCUGGAGCACCUCCGAGAGCAGAACGUCAUCAGUGGAGAGGAAUACAGUGGUCUCCAAGGCCAGUCCUCCCAGCAGCAGACAGCCAAACUGAUAGACUUGGUCUUGACUAAAGGGAACGCAGCAGCUGAGGUCUUCAGGAACUGGAUCCAGAAGAACGAUGUCUACCUGCUCAGAGACCUCAUGGCCCAGGCAAAUGAAGCCGCAUCACCGAGUCAAGAUCUCUCAGAUCUGCCGAUGGAGGAGCAGCUACGGCGCCUGCAGGAGGAGCGGACCUGUAAGGUGUGUAUGGACAAGGAGGUGAACAUUGUCUUCAUCCCGUGUGGUCACCUGGUGGUCUGUAAGGAGUGUGCUCCCUCUCUGAGGAAAUGUCCCAUCUGCAGAGGACUGGUCAAGGGCACCGUCCGAACCUUCCUCUCCUAGAAGACCUCCAGGAACCAGGGACCCUCCCUGAGGAAAUGUCCCAUCUGCAGAGGACUGGUCAAGGGCACCGUCCGAACCUUCCUCUCCUAGAAGACCUCCAGGAACCAGGGUCCCUCCCAGCACUGUCAAACUUCUUUGACCUAGUCUCCUAUCUACUCCUAGAGAAUAGCUACCAACAGUCUAUUCUAAGCGUGUCAUUCUCUAUUCCUGGACGGCUGUGUUUGCUGGUUUUUCUGAUCUCCUUUCAUUUCGUGUCCAAUGAAUUCCUAGAGAACCAGGUGAGGGGAGUUCCUAUUUAAUCAAUAAAGACCUAGACAGUCAGGUGAGGGGAGUUGCUAACUAAUCAAUAAAGAAAUAGACAGUCAGGUGAGGGGAGUUGCUAACUAAUCAAUAAAGACCUAGACAGUCAGGUGAGGGGAGUUGCUAACUAAUCAAUAAAGACCUAGACAGUCAAGUGAGGGGCAGUACUAUUUAAUCAAUAAAGAGCUAGACAACCAGGUGAGGGGGGUUCCUGACUAAUCAAUAAAGACCAAGACAACCAGGUGAGGGGAUUUCCUAACUAAUCAGUGACCUUUAUUGAUCAAUCAAGAACAAGAGAGUAGUGGAAACCCGCAGACACUCGACCCUCGAGGACUGGAGUUUGACACUAUCCCAUAAGCAACAACUCUACAAUCUCACCGUCUCUAAUCAUAUCGGAAUGUAGCCUGUUAAACCUACCUGCUUAACCAUUAACUAAUAUGUUCCUGUGUAGAUAUACACAUUACAGAACUCUGUAGGAAUGCAUGAGGUUAUAUAAAGGCAUAACUAUAAUUGUCCAUCUAUGUAAUUAGUCCAUGGAUAGAGCAUACAACUACUUCCUGUAGUUGUAGUUUCAACUGGACAGAUGAUGUGUAGUAACCAGUGAAGGCCUGUGCAUCUUGAAUAGCACCCUAUUCCCUAUUUUGGGCACAUUGGGAACUGGUUAAAAGUAGUGCACUAUAUAGCAAAUAAGAUGCCAUUUGGAAAGCAAGGCAGCCAGUCAAGGCCCUCGCAUGUAAAGGCUAGGUUGACUAUUCUGCUGUUGAAUGUCUCAAAUAAAGGCUAGGUUGACUAUUC
This is a messenger RNA of Oncorhynchus mykiss (rainbow trout), 4193 nucleotides long. NCBI's taxonomy places the organism in Eukaryota, Metazoa, Chordata, Actinopteri, Salmoniformes, Salmonidae. The record is from RefSeq and is a predicted model, not a curated record.